Fusarium verticillioides 7600 is the source of this 2115-nucleotide messenger RNA. RefSeq lists its product as hypothetical. Gene Ontology annotation, cellular component: cytoplasmic side of endoplasmic reticulum membrane; membrane; lumenal side of endoplasmic reticulum membrane. Lineage: Eukaryota; Fungi; Ascomycota; Sordariomycetes; Hypocreales; Nectriaceae. The record is from RefSeq and is a predicted model, not a curated record. Gene Ontology annotation, molecular function: aspartic endopeptidase activity, intramembrane cleaving. The coding region runs from base 272 to 1993 and encodes 573 amino acids. The transcript is spliced from 2 exons. Gene Ontology annotation, biological process: membrane protein proteolysis.
CUUUUACACUUGCUUAGACGUCAUUCAUCAACAGAGAUGCUGCAUGUCAGGACUUUGUUCUUUUUCUGUGCUUUGUUAACCUUUUAUCUUUCUCGCUCCUUUCUUUAACUCUACUGUAAUUUUUCUGCAGAAACAACCGAGUCAGCGUGCUGAAAAUUUGUCACGAAAUGUCAUGACGGGCCCUUAGCUCUCACUUUACACAACUUGUCAAGGCUUAGAACACGUUGCUUUCUCCCCAUCAACAACAUUAGCAACGUCUUCCAGUCAAACCAUGGCAGAAAACGCUACAGAUCCAGCCGCCCUGGAGGGCUCUUUCGAUGCUCUAAACUCUACUCUCGCCAAUGGGCAAAGUUGGCUCUCAUGUUUUGCCUAUAUCAAAGAUCUGAGUUUUGUCAUGCUUGAAGUCAGGCUCGUCCUCAGCGCCAUUGGCAUCAUCUAUCUUGGUGCCCACGCUGCUCUUCGGCGACCCCCAUCUGCACAACCCGCGAAGAAAAAGAAGCCCGGCUCCAAAAAUGACGAGGACGAAAGCUUUGCCCAGGGACUAGAGCCCUCCGAUGCCAUUGUUUUCCCGCUUAUGGCUGGUGCUGUCCUUAUCGGCCUGUACUACCUAAUUCAGUGGCUCAAGGACCCUGACAUUCUCAACAAAAUUCUGCGCUGGUACAUGUCUACCAUGUCCGUUGCUAGUCUGGUAUCGAUCUAUUCUCAUGGUAUUGAGAUAGUGACCAGUCUGGCGUUUCCACGAUACUGGCGCGGCCGUGACGGGCGACUAAGGGAAGCGGAUCAGAAGACAAGAUCAGUACAAGUCUGCGAUGAUGCAGGAAACCCUGACGCAGCCAUCCCUAAGUCACAAAACCCCUUUCCUGGACCACUUGCUUGUUUGGCGUUCUCGGAAAAGAUCCGUAAGUCUGGCUGGGAGCUUCGAGGUCUCCUUAAACGGCAUUGGGCCAUCAAGCUCUUUAUCCAUGGAAUGGGCAAAGAGGAAGGUCGAAUCAAGUUUGCUCAUGUUGUGUCCUUGGUUAUGGCACUAGCCACAGCGCUCAUUUACUCAUCAACUACUUCCCCCCUGUUGAGUAAUAUGCUUGGUUAUGCCAUGUGCUAUGGCUCCCUUCAACUCAUCUCACCCACAGACUUCCUGACUAGUACUCUGAUCCUAGUUGGUCUGUUCUUUUACGAUAUCAUAAUGGUAUUCUACACCCCCUAUAUGGUUACAGUAGCAACCAAGUUGGAGGUCCCAAUCAAGCUCACUUUCGAGGCUGCAGAGCGAAAAAGCAUCCUUGGACUGGGUGAUAUCGUCAUUCCAGGCAUGGUCAUGGCCCUAGCCCUUCGGUUCGACCUUUGGCUCCAUUAUGAUCGAAAGAUCAAGUAUGAGAGCACUGACCUGAAGCUCAUUGAGAAGGACCCAACAUCAGGCGCUCUCAUCGUACGGAGCGAGACUAAACACAAAGAGGUCAAGGCCAAGUACGUCAACGUCAAAGGCAAAUGGGGAGAUAGCCUUUGGACGCGUGGGGCAUUCUUCAUCUUUGGAUCACAGCAGCUGCCCACUGACUUGGCGGCUGCACAGUUUCGCAAGACCUACUUUCAUGCCUCCGUCACUGGGUAUCUCCUCGGCAUGGUAGUUACCUUGGCCAUGCUCUUGAUCUUCAAACGUGGCCAGCCUGCAUUGUUGUAUCUCGUUCCUGGCGUUCUGGGAUCUCUCUGGCUGACAGGACUGGUGCGUGGAGAGAUUAAGCAGAUGUGGAAAUACACCGAAGAUGGGAGCCUGGACAAGAUUGAUGUGGUUGUAGACUUGGAUGGCGAGGGCAACCCGAUCAAGACCCUUGGCAAACUAGAGGACGGCGUCGUGGAUACAACUAAAAAGGAUGAAAAGAAAGACGGAGAGGACAAGCCCAAGGAUAAAGAAGAUGGAAAAGCAAAGGAAGGGGACAAGAGCGAAAACAAGGAAGAACGUCAUGUAUUCCUACUCUCGGUUGAUGCUGAGUCGGAGACAGAAUAAGCAGAGGUUUCAUGGCCGUUGUUCUGAUGAUGGGAUCUGGCCACAGUAGCAUGCCUCAGCAUAAGUGCAUAGGUAGAUAUUAUACAUGAGCGUCAUAGGAGUAGACAUGAACUGUUCAAGGC